AUGGCAAAAUUGAUACCUAACAAGUUCAACUUGCUUGUUGUCAUUUAUGUGGCACUGGGAAGUACAGCAUGCAGUUACUCGCUUGCCGUGACUGGCAGUACGAUCGGCCAGCCGACUUUCUACACCUCCCUUGAUAUGGCACCCCCUGGAGAGCCCGGCUACACCAGGACUGCUAACCUCAUCUCUGCCUUCAAUGGGGUCAACGCCGCAGGUCUCUUCUUCGGUUGUCUUUUCACGUCCUGGUUUGCCAACUAUGCCGGACGCAAGCGUACUAUUCAACUGGGUUGCAUCAUUGCUACGAUUGGCGCCGCUAUCACUGCUGGCUCGGUAAAGCCGGCCAUGUUCAUUGUUGGACGCUUGAUCUCCGGACUGGCGACCGGGCUGUUGGUGACAAGCAUACCGAUGUAUCAAAGUGAGGUCUCGACGCCCGAAUCCCGGGGCUUCAUGUGCUGUAUGCACGGUGUCAUGUUUGCAGUAGGAUAUUCGCUGUCUGGUUGGAUUGGUUAUGGCUGCUACUUCUCUGAUCCCAGCUCCUCCUUCGGCUUUCGCUUCCCACUGGCAUUUCAAGCGGUGCCAGCGCUCCUGUUGUUGCUUGGCUCAUCUCGCGUACCAUUUAGUCCUCGCUGGCUCUUGCAACAAGACCGGCAGGAUGAGGCACUGCAGGUACUCCUGCGGCUGCACACCAGCAAAGAAGACCCUGAGGGACACGAGGCCAAGCGUGAAUUCUACCAGAUGCGCAAGCAACUGGCGCUGGAUCGAUCCAUCAAAGAGCGAACUGGAGAAUUUGAGGUCUUCAAGACCCCGGCGAACCGGAAACGCGCGCUUUUUGCCUUCGGCCUUAUGUUUGGCAAUCAAUUCACGGGUGUCUUGAUCGUCGCAAAUCUCGGAGUCUUGCUUUAUGAGUCCGUGGGAAUGACUGGAUCGAUGCCCCUGUUGCUCAACGCCAUCUGGGUUUCGAUCACCUUGCCACUCAACAUCUUCACGGCGCUGUACGUGGACAAGAUUGGCCGACGAAUCUUGCUACUGGUAGGCCUUGCUGGAUGCACCCUCAGCAACACAUUCGAGAUCGCCCUGCAAGCCACGUAUCUUGGAACAGAUAACCAGAAAGGGCAGAACGCCGCCAUAUUCUUCAUAUUCCUUUUCAUCUUCUUCUGGGCUUCCUGCCUUGAUGCGACACAAUUCCUCUACGCCGCCGAGAUUUUCCCAACACAUAUCCGCUCUCAAGGCACCGCCAUCGCCAUGGCAGGUCUCUCCUGUGGCACACUCGUAAUGCUUGUGGCCGGCCCCAUCGGCCUGAAUGCCAUUUCCUGGCGCUUCUACUUCGUCAUCAUCAUUCCGCCCGCCGUCGAAUUUCUGUGCGUCUACUUCUUCUUUCCGGAGACCAAGCAGCGCAGCCUGGAGGAUAUUGCAGAGAUCUUUGGUGACAAAGUGGCAGUCCAUUACUACCAGAGGACUGACGCGGAGCAGGCGAUGUACGCUGAGGCAGAGUUGGAGAUGGAUGAGAAGAGGCGGUCGAGCCUGGGCACUACAGAACCUGGGAAAGAAGGCAGAGGCGAUUAUCUCGUGGAGGAUGUUGCACGUAAGGCUUGA
Cyphellophora europaea CBS 101466 is the source of this 1590-nucleotide messenger RNA. RefSeq lists its product as uncharacterized. The coding region runs from base 1 to 1590 and encodes 529 amino acids. The record is from RefSeq and is a predicted model, not a curated record. Gene Ontology annotation, cellular component: membrane. Gene Ontology annotation, biological process: carbohydrate transport; transmembrane transport. The transcript is spliced from 3 exons. Gene Ontology annotation, molecular function: carbohydrate:proton symporter activity. NCBI's taxonomy places the organism in Eukaryota, Fungi, Ascomycota, Eurotiomycetes, Chaetothyriales, Cyphellophoraceae.